Molecule: messenger RNA, 3374 nt
Organism: Phascolarctos cinereus (koala)
Lineage: Eukaryota; Metazoa; Chordata; Mammalia; Diprotodontia; Phascolarctidae
Source: RefSeq, a predicted model, not a curated record
CUUUGAUCUGCAUGCAGACUCCAUCGUUAUUUUUCUGGAUGCUAAUGAUGUGAAACUAGGGCCAAACAGCCAGCAGCCACGAACUAGGCAGUUAUGAAGAAACAGAGCCCGGUGCAUAGCAGGACAUCUAAACGUGAGAACAAAUGAGCAUGAAAUCAUGCUUUUUCACUUUUGUGUCUUCCUUCUCUCUUGAUCAUCUCUCAGCAGACAUACCAUGCCUUCUUCUGUGACUAUUUGCAAAAUACUGCUGUUUCUGAUGUUGGUGUUAACUGCCUAUAUCAUUUUUAUGGCUUCAGAAAACUUCUCAAAGAAGUCUUCAUGCCCAGAAACACCACUCAAAACCAUCACAGAACCCACCGAGACUGAUUUGAGAAUUAAAAAAAUAAUAGAGCAGGUGGAUCGCCAGAUCCCACACAGACCAUUCUCUCAUGUCAAUACCACCACAAGUGCAACCCACAGUGUGACCAAAAUCAUCAAUCCUAAGACCACCUACUGCAGAGGGGAUCAGCUGGAUAUUCUGCUGGAGGUGAGAGACUAUUUGGAGCACAGAAAGCAAUAUGGAGGAGAUUUCUUAAGGGCCAGGAUUUCUUCCCCAAAGCUGAUGACAGGAGCUUCAGGACAAAUAACAGAUUUCAACAAUGGCACCUACCAUGUCAGUUUCACUUUAUUCUGGGCAGGUAAAGUCUCUGUGUCUCUUCUGCUCAUACACCCCAGUGAAGGGGCAUCUGCACUCUGGAGAGCAAGGAAUAGGGGCUAUGAUAAGGUCAUUUUCACAGGCCAGUUUGCCAAUGGCACAUCCCAGGUCUUCAGUGAAUGUGGCCUGGUUCUAAACACAAGUGCUGAACUGUGCCAGUACCUGGACCACCGAGAUCAAGAAGCCUUCUACUGUGUGAAACCUCAACGAGUGUCCUGUGAUGCACUGACCCAUAUGAAGACCAGGAGUAGUGGAGUUUCUUAUCUUAGUAUAAAGGAAAAAAAUCUUUUACGUAAGUCCAAUGUAGGGAUUGAAAUUAUGAGAGGCUUUGAACCCAUCACCGUCUCCCAGUGUAACAAUGUUGAAACAAUGAGAGAGAAAUGCCAGAUUGGAAUGAAGUCCCCUAUUCCCAGUGGUUAUUCUUUGCAAGGAAAGUGGAAUCCAGCAUUUUGUAAACUAACUCAGCUAAGUAAUGUGGAUGUAAUCAAUGAUUGUUUGAAAGGAAAACUCAUUUACCUCAUGGGAGAUUCUACCCUACGCCAGUGGAUGGACUACUUCUCCAAAUUUGUGAAAACACUGAAAUAUUUUGAUCAUCAUGGAAGUGGAGCAUUUAAGAAGUACAUACUUCUGGAUCCAGAAAGACACAUUCAUAUGCAAUGGAAAAAACAUGGGCCUCCAUUUGUCACUAACAAACUGUACUCAUUUAAAAAUAAUGAAUAUAUUACCCGUGAAAUUGACAGAGUAGCAGGAGACAGAAACACAGCCAUAGUCAUCACCCUAGGACAACAUUUCAGACUAUUCCCAGUUGACAUCUUCAUCCGAAGAGUUAUCAAUAUCCAAAAGGCAAUUAGGCGGUUAUUGCUAAGAAGUCCAGAUACCAAAGUUAUCCUGAAGGCGGAAAACAUUAGGGAGUUGCACAACGAGGCUGAGCAAGUGGGUGACUUUCACGGCUACAUUCAGUACCUUAUAAUGAGGGACAUUUUCCAGGAUCUCAAUGUGGGUAUCAUUGAUGCCUGGGACAUGACCAUUGCGUAUGACUCUAGAAUCCUGCACCCCCCUAAUAAUGUUAUUGAAAAUCAGAUUAAUAUGUUCUUAAACUACAUCUGCUGAGGGAUCGGAAAAAAUCACCAGAAAGGCUCUCUAUAUCUUUAUUUACUAAGUAUUAUGAGAGGACCAAAUAUAUCAAAUAAGAGAUUCCAGUUGAUAUAUGCCUAGCACAAAAUAUGAAUACAAGUUGGUAAGUGCAUCAUGGUGGGGGGACAAGAGGAAAACAUGAGGCCCUACAUGCCCUUUUGGAAUAGGAGAUAUGUCACGAGUGAGCAUUGUUUCUGUUUCCAUUACUGAUUAGAGUCACAUGGGAAAUGUCUUCUUUGGUAGUAUUGAUUGCUAUAUCAUCCAGUGACCCUAGUUCUCCAGGAUGUAUGUGUUGGCAGUAGGAUGGGGAGAAAUGACCAGAACAUAGGUUUGAGGAAUAACGUCUUGGCACAGCCAACAAGAACACAAGACCAACCCGAAUAAGUGAUUUGAUUGAAGGCUAAAGGACUUGAUCACACUACAGAGGGAAUUGUGUGCAGUGGUCAAUAUUAAGCCUAUCUCUGGGUAGUUUUUUCAAAAUGCAGUGUUGUUCACUCAGGGAGCCCUAUAAAUAUCCAGGAUUUAGGUAAUUUUAGGGAAGGAGAAGUUGUCUAUAUUACUAAGAAAGGAUCCCAAAGGGAAAAGGAAAGAAGCUCUUUUACAUAUCCUCAGGGGUGGAUGAAGCUAUCAGCCAAAUGGGGAGAUGUGAGAGAAGUCUAGUAAUCCUGUGGUCUUUCCUUAAGCUUAGUAGACAAAGUUGGGGUAGUGACUUGGAUUCAGGGAAAGAUUUUGAAUGGUAAGUUACAGUUUUAAGGCAUCAAUACAUUCUUGAAAAUGGAAGGGGACUUCUUGAUGAUGGGAGUUUUAUUUACCAACGCCAGAAAAUGUUUGGAGAUUGAGAACAGUAGGCCAAAUGUUUUGCAAUAGGACACUAAUCAGAUUUACACCUGUCUAAAAUACUUGAUACUGUCCCUCAGGUAAAAAGUUACUUUGAAAACUUCUAUGGUUGAAUAUUAAAUCUGGGCAUAUGUGCAUGUCCCCUGAUAUACGUAUGAGUGUGUCUAUUGCUUAAAUGUGUGUGUACUGGUAUAUCAUGGAUUAAUUUGUUUUGGGAAAAGUAAUGGAUCAUCCUUUACUUUCUUACUUUACUUAAUUUCAAUUAGGGAAGAACUUGGCAAGGUGGUUGUAUACUUUGGGAUUCAAAACUAUCAUUAGCCUUUUGUCUUUAUAAGAAGAAGUGGGCAAAUGCUGCACUUUCAGGGAACAGAAAGAAUCCUCAAGACAAAAAUCAUAACGAAAUUCUAUAAGGGCUGGACUGAGAAAAGUAUUUUUUUAAUCAAAUGACUUACAAACUUAAUAUUGAACAGCAAUACUACUAGUUAGACUUGCCUUCUAUUUACAUUUAAAUGAACUUCCAUGAAUAAAAUAUCAUAGCAACUUUAAAAGUUACUACUUCUAAAUUUUCAAUGGGAUUGUUUGUCUCUUCAGUUUCAUCAAUAUUCCUUCUUUUAUGGUUGCUGUUUAUUCAUUUGGUUUUGCUACACACACACACACACACACACACACUGGAUUAUUUCAUAAAGGUCUUUCCAGAUUUCUUCGCAGA